GAGACGGGGGUGCACAUUUGUCAAUUGAAGCAAAACGCUGAAUUUUCUUAUUUCUCCAAAUAUUUCCCUUCUCCCCAAACCACCAUUUGACCUUCAAACAUCAUCUGAAGUCCCCCAAAAGGAUCGCAAAUCCAAAUCAACGCUACCAAAUUCCCAAUUUCUCCGUAACACUUCAAUUCGAACUCUCAGUAAUCUCCAUUCACGAUUUCUGCAACAAAAACGGAUUAUUUUGGUGGAGGAACAAUCAAAGGCAGAUGUCGUGGCUGAGGACGGCGGUGAGUAGGGCGGUGGAGGUCGGGAAUAAGAACAAUAUCACUCGCACCGUCAAAAAUUAUGCCGAUUCUGUCGUUCAGCAAGCUGGUCAAGCCGUCGCUGGGGGCGCCAAGCUCCUUCAAGAUCGUAUUGGAGCUAGGAACCAUAAAAGCUUUAAGCUUGCUGCCAAGAGAUUGGAGGACGCCUCAGUCAGCUGCAAGGGCCCAGAGAGAGUUCAGCUUUUGAGGAGAUGGUUAAUUCUGCUUAAAGAAAUCGAGAAACUAUCUGGAGAUUCAGCUGAAAAUACUACAAUGACUCUCGAACAGCAUCUUGACUUUGAUGAGACCAAAGAUAACACAAGGAAACCAUCUUUAGUUCUGUUUUAUGAUUCUGAUGACCAGAGUGAACCUAUGAAUUUCCGGGAUGUUUUUCUUCACAGUCAGGCUCUUGAAGGCAUAACCCUGUCUAUGAUACUUGAGGCACCAAGUGAGGAAGAAGUCUCUUUACUUUUGGAGAUGUUUGGGCUCUGUCUCACUGGUGGAAAAGAAGUCCAUCAUGCUAUAAUAAGUAGUAUUCAGGAUCUGGCACAAGUUUUCUCAAGCUAUGAAGAUGAAGUACUGGUAAAACGUGAGGAGUUGCUACAGUUUGCUCAAGGUGCCAUUUCAGGGCUGAAAAUAAAUGCUGAACUAUUGAGAGUAGAUAUUCAAGCUUCAAAUCUCAGAAAAAAACUUGAUGAGAUGAGAAUUUCACCAGAGCUUUCAGGUGAAGGUCCUCAGCAGCCACCUGUAACAGAUUCUACUAGUGCCACAAUAGAGGGCUUAAAGCAAGCACUUGCACAAAUCCGCCUUUGUUCUACACUAGAAGGUUUGCUGCUGAGAAAGCAAUCGCUACAUAAUGGAGAUACCCCUGAAAUUCAUGCUCAGAAGGUUGAUAAGUUGAAAGUCUUAUGCGAGUCUCUAGCAAAUUCUUCUACAAAAUCUGAGAAGCGAAUAUUAGAUACCAGAUCCCAAAAAGAAGAGGCUCUGAAAUUUCGUGUGUCUAAGGAAAGUGAAAAUAGUGCGGCUGAAAAGGAAUUAGGAACUGAGAUUGCAGAACUUGAGAAGAAGAGAGAUGAACUUGAAGCAGAAUUGAAAAAGGUGAACAUCUCCUUAGUUGCUGCUCAAAAGCGUCUUCAUAUUGCCAGGGAAGAGAAAGACCAAUUUGAUGAGGCUAACAAUCAGAUUCUGGAACACCUAAAAACGAAGGAAGAAGAGCUGUCAAGAUCAAUUGGCUCUUGUAAAGCAGAAGCCGAUGUCCUUAGGACAUGGAUCAAUUUUCUCGAAGAUACCUGGGCUCUACAAUGCACAUUCGUGGAAUCCAAGGAAAAGCAGACAAAUGAUGAAUUGGAGAGACAUGAGGACUUUUUUGUGGACUUGGCCAUUAAACUUCUCUCGGGGUACAAGAAAGAACUGGAGCCUUCAAUUGGCCGUAUUAACCAAUACGUGGAGAAUCUUAAGUCUUUAAGUGGAGGGCCAAAGGUAGAAUCGCAUGGAGAUGAUGAAGAUUCCAGAAUAUUGAACCCCAGAAGAAAUUUGGAGGAGGAAUACCUGGAUUAUGAAGCAAAGAUAGUUACUACCUUCAGUGUAGUGGACAACAUGAAAGAGCAGAUGUACUCUAAAGACGGAAAAUUUUCCAGGAAAGAUGAUUCGAAAGUGAAGGAGUAUUUUGCUGAUAUUGAGAAGUUGAGAAUUGAGUUUGACUCAAUUGAAAGGCCAACUCUGGAGAUGGAAUCCCCAAGCAGGGAGCCAGAUACCCCAACUAGCCAGAAACCACAGGAUUUUCUUUCUCGGUCAGCUGUAGGACCAGCUGAAGGUUUGGAAAGUGGUGAGGAGCAUAUUGAGCCUUCGGCAGUGAAGAAAGACCAGAUGAUUGACCACGAAGCAGAGUUGGCAAAACUGGAGUCUGAAUUUGGGAAGGUUGGUGUAGAUUACACGUCAGACGAGAUUGGUGGCUGGGAAUUUGAUGAGCUUGAGAAAGAACUGGCAACUGGCAAGUAGUCGGACAGAAAAAAGGUAGAUAGAUCGAUAGUUUGUCACCCUUUGUGAAAAUCCUUGUUAUAUGUGUGCAAUAAACUGUCCAGCUGUACAAUUGUCUCCUUACUUGUUUACUGACUAUGUCAUCUCCCUACAAGCAUCCUUUUUAGCUCAAAGGGAAAUUACUGCUGUAACAUGUAACAUGUAACAUGUAACAUACACGCUUCCUCUCUUGUAAAUUCUCAGGCAUUGUGUUGAGAGUAUUUGAACAGAA
Messenger RNA from Spinacia oleracea (spinach), 2538 nucleotides. RefSeq lists its product as uncharacterized. The coding region runs from base 255 to 2288 and encodes 677 amino acids. Lineage: Eukaryota; Viridiplantae; Streptophyta; Magnoliopsida; Caryophyllales; Amaranthaceae. The transcript is spliced from 18 exons. The record is from RefSeq and is a predicted model, not a curated record.